This is a messenger RNA of Cololabis saira (Pacific saury), 1196 nucleotides long. It is a transcript of the gene pgam2, whose product is annotated as phosphoglycerate mutase 2 (muscle). Gene Ontology annotation, molecular function: intramolecular phosphotransferase activity. Gene Ontology annotation, biological process: glycolytic process. The record is from RefSeq and is a predicted model, not a curated record. Lineage: Eukaryota; Metazoa; Chordata; Actinopteri; Beloniformes; Belonidae. The coding region runs from base 105 to 872 and encodes 255 amino acids. The transcript has 3 exons.
GCCUGGGCUCACUGUUGGUCAGACAGUGUGUGUGAGAGCAACUUAGAAGGGCUGAGGGUGUCUGUGUUUGGCUCAUCUUAAGCUAAGGAGAAUCUCUGUUCAUCAUGACUGCUGUUCAUCGCUUGGUUAUUGUCCGUCACGGUGAAAGUGGCUGGAACCAGGAAAACCGCUUCUGUGGCUGGUUCGAUGCUGACCUCAGUGAGAAGGGUUUGGAGGAAGCCAAGCGUGGAGCCCAUGCCAUCAAGGAUGCGGGUAUCAAGUUUGAUGUGUGCUACACCUCUGUGCUAAAACGUGCUAUCAAGACCCUGUGGACAAUCUUGGAGGGCACAGACCAGAUGUGGCUGCCUGUGCAUCGUACCUGGCGUCUGAAUGAGCGCCAUUAUGGAGGCCUCACAGGACUCAACAAGGCAGAGACAGCUAAGAAGCACGGUGAGGAGCAGGUGAAAAUCUGGCGUCGCUCCUUUGAUGUUCCACCACCACCUAUGGAAAAGGACCACUCUCACCACAAAGUCAUCAGUGAGUCUCGGCGCUACAAGGACCUGAAGGCCGGUGAGCUGCCCACUUGUGAGUCACUGAAGGACACUAUUGCCCGUGCCCUGCCUUUUUGGAAUGACGUCAUUGCUCCUCAAAUCAAGGCCGGGAAGAAUGUUAUCAUCGCUGCCCACGGCAACAGCCUUCGUGGCAUCGUCAAGCACUUAGAGGGUAUGUCUGAUGCAGCCAUCAUGGAUCUGAACCUUCCUACAGGAAUCCCCAUCGUAUAUGAGCUGGAUGCAAACCUUAAGCCCGUCAAACCCAUGGCUUUCCUCGGUGAUGCGGAAACUGUGAAAAAGGCCAUGGAGGCUGUGGCUGCCCAGGGCAAAGUCGCGAAGUAGGCGUGCUUGGGAUUUAUGGCGCAAAGAAAGACUUUUACCUAAAUGUCCUUCAGCCCAAUUUCAUCUGAUUUGUCCAUCCUCAUAGUCCAUUCCAUCUAGGGAAAAGUUUAAUGGUUCUUUUGGAUGAGGGCCAGUUUCAGUACAUUAGCCUUCACUUUGCCUAAAUGACAAACAGAAAGGUGACCUGUCAAUCCAAACAAAGAGCUGGCAAACACAUUUGACACAGCUUCACAUCACUCAGCCCUUUUAAAUUGCCGUCAAGUCCUAUUUUGUGUGGUUCAGCACUCUGGCAAAACCAAUAAAGAAGCAGCGUUUUUACGUAGA